This is a messenger RNA of Peniophora sp. CBMAI 1063, 1854 nucleotides long. The record is from the annotation of a GenBank genome assembly. NCBI's taxonomy places the organism in Eukaryota, Fungi, Basidiomycota, Agaricomycetes, Russulales, Peniophoraceae.
AUGGCGGAACGCGACAACAUCACCCUAGCGUGGCGGAUCGUACUCACGGGUACUAGAGCAGCACUUUUGACGCGCGCAUCACCAGGCCCUCCUACGCUUCUGCCGGACAAACGCGACCUGUCAGAUCUGGAGGAGGAUUUUCGAGAGCUCGGCAUCCCUAUCAAAUGUUUGCCUCGCGAUGAGAACAUACAUCUGAGCACUGUCUCCUCUGGCACUAUAGAGCUUAUAUGGCCUGACCGCCCGGCGCGAUCAGCGCUGUUCACCGACCUCAAGUCUUUCUUCCAUAAGGCAAGGCCAGAUAAAGUGACAAAACGGCUGAUAGGAGCGGUUAUGAUGUACUGCUUACCACCCUCUACGACAAACUUGCAGCACAUAUCAAUGGACUUUCAUCCUAUUGCGAUGUUCGCGGAUCCCGAUUUCAACCCAGACCUUUGGAAUAUGCGGCGCGAAGUUCUGAAACACCAAAAGAAGUCGUUCACUUCUCCUCCGCCACCAAGCCAAAUGUUUCAACCGGGGACUUCGGAAUAUCUCUCGUCAUUUGAGCAGCCAAUACGACAGAUCAAGCGCGAAAGUCCCUCCGAUGCUGAUGCGGUAUUUGGUGGCGGCGGUCUUUCGAACGAUGUUUCUGUGGUUCAACAACGACGUCUUACACCAUCUAGACAGCUCUCGGAUCCGUUCUUCCGCGCAAGUCGUUCUUAUCCUGGUCUACCAGUCUUUGGCACAGGAACGGGCACAGGCCAUGACGCUAGAGAGGCGCGCGCGGACUUUCGGGUGCCUUCCAUACCAGGCGGUAUUACUGGCUUUGCUCGAAGUGCUGGCACCCUGGAUUCCUCCGGCGAUCUCAACGCCAGACAAUACUUGGGCUCUUCAGACCUAAAUGGACUUGACACUGUCAUUCCAAGGAAGCGCGCGUUCAGUGAUGCCGAAGCAUCUCAGAACGAGCAUCGGCCCUCCCACGCUUUCGAACUUGACCAGGACCGUGACCUUGGCCACAUGAGGCGGAACUCGUACUCAUCCGAUUCUCCACGCGACGCGGAUGGUAGACGCACCAGGUCUGAUCAUGACAAUACUCGCACCAACGGCAGGUCUAGUGGACGCGAUCACGGCGAUCGCUCGCAUCCCUACGGACGACCGCGGAAUGGUUCUGAGAGCCAUCGACGUCGUGGCUCCGGUGAUGCUGCGAUACCGGACAUUGCAGGUUCAUCUCGGCAAAUUGCUUCGGAAAGCGCUCGUAUGGCUAACGGACGGCGUACCCCCACGCGAUUAACGGAUACCCUGGACCGCAUCUUGGCGUCUCCAUCUUUUGCGCAGAAGGAGUUGGAUUCAACGCUGCCUGAUGCCCUGGACGCAACCCAGGAUCAGGAGGGAAAUGCCUCACCCGAGCCCAAACUCUCGAGUCUUGAUAUCAUGGCCCUCAAAGCCAAGAUCCCACGGAUUGAGGCCGAGCGUGAUGCGGCUCGCCAGCGCGCGCGAAAGCUUGAGGACGACCUUGCUGCCGCACGACACGGCGCUGGGCGCGGUCGAGGACUUGAAGACGAAGUCGCAUCUUGGCGUGCGCGCGCGGAGGACGCGGUGUAUCGGAGCGAUGAACUAGCUGUAAGGCUGAAGCGCUUACUUGCGGGCGAGAUACCGGACAGCUUGAACCCAAACGUGGAUGAGGCCAUCACCCUCCUCGGACAUGUCUUGAACCGGAUGCGACGGGAUAUCGCCCAAGCCGAGACCGAGCGUGCUCGGUACGAUAGCUUGUCACGGGACCUGGAGAACCUGGUUGCCCAUCGUGACACGAUUCCGCCACUCAUCGAGGCUCUUCAGCAGAUCGCAGACGCCACGAAGAACAUCAGGCUUCCCCAGUAG